Molecule: messenger RNA, 1274 nt
Organism: Nematostella vectensis (starlet sea anemone)
Lineage: Eukaryota; Metazoa; Cnidaria; Anthozoa; Actiniaria; Edwardsiidae
Product: splicing factor, proline- and glutamine-rich
Exons: 10
Coding region: 107-1150 (347 amino acids)
Source: RefSeq, a predicted model, not a curated record
CAACAAAUGAACGUUUGAAUAGAGCUUUGUAUUUUUAAGUAAUGAGCCCUGCAUGGGUACAACUAUCUCGCUGCACUCUCAGUAGAGACUCUGCAUUCGCGUUACUAUGAUGAAGAUUCUUGUGUUUUCUAUGCUUCUUGGCCUCGCAGCAGCCAAGUCUAUUGAUGUCAAAGACGAUCCUUUCACUACUGGCGAACCCUCGACUUGGGAGCCUAUGACUGGCGCACCCUCGACUUGGGAGCCUAUGACUGGCGCACCCUCGACUUGGGAACCUUGGACUGACGGACCAGGGCCGUACCCUACUGAUGGACCGGGACCACACCCUUCUCAUGGACCGGGACCACACCCUUCUCAUGGACCGGGACCACACCCUUCUCAUGGACCCGGACCACACCCUUCUAGCGGACCAGGUGUUAACUGGUUUGGACGAUUUUUACGGCUGCUUCAUAAUUCAGUAAAGACUGUAAAAGCAGAUGAGCACCCUGAUCUUAAGUACAGAGAGCCUGGCGAGAAAUUCGUCGAAAAGCUCUUAGAAGUCCGUAAAGCGCUGAUUCAGCUGUCCAAGCCCGGACGCGAGCUCGUCAAGCUCAUGAUUAAAGACCAUGUCGAAAUGAUGCAGCGAGUUCACCAAGCCACCCAAAAAGAUGAUAUUCACCAAGCCAAGCACGUGGUCGGCGAAUAUUUCAUCGCCAUCAACCGUCGCAUUUCACUGCUCGCAAUGCAUGCUGCGUCCAAAGGAUUGUUCGACGACGUUGGAGACAUGGGCCACAAGGAACUGAAAUCAGUCGUGAAGCGAUCGAUGGAAGAGCAUCACGCGAAGGCAGCCUCGGCUUACUUCAUGCGUUACUUCAAUGAGUACAGAGUCAGCGACGGUCUACUGGACGGUCCGUUUGUGAAAAUGGGUGUUGAGACGGUCAAAGAGACAAUGCAGUUUGUGAAACAGAUGAUUAAAUCCACAGGAAUCACGAAGAAUGUAUACUUUGACAUGCUCAACGACCUGAUCCGCCUGUCGGUAGACAUGCAUAACCAUCAUGGCGCCGUAGACAGGGCCGGUGCGGGUGUCUUGUCCAUCCAAAGACGAUGCCUUAAAGUGCAUCUCGCCGUACACCAAGCCUACGCCUCCAAGCAGUGCCCCGCAGCACGCCAAUAAACCGUCGGAAACCUCCCAGACAUGGACAACGGAACUAAAGGAAUCAAAGAUUAAACGAACUUGUAAUACUGAUCGAUUCACUUUGCAGUUUUGAAGAAUAGAAUAAACGCACAGUGAAACAAAA